Messenger RNA from Penicillium manginii, 2229 nucleotides. RefSeq lists its product as uncharacterized. Lineage: Eukaryota; Fungi; Ascomycota; Eurotiomycetes; Eurotiales; Aspergillaceae. Gene Ontology annotation, molecular function: protein binding. The record is from RefSeq and is a predicted model, not a curated record. The transcript is spliced from 2 exons. Bases 1 to 2229 code for a protein of 742 amino acids.
AUGGCGACCGUCAAUCAGAAUAUGUUUGGUGCCAGUAUAACCACCGAUCGGCCUGGUGGUGGGUCGUUAAUGAGGCUGCCACUGAAUCUGAUCGUGCAAAUCGUGUCGAAUGUUGAGGAUACUGGCGAUCUUGCCCGACUAUGCCGUACAUGUCGUGUCCUUAACUACAUGGCCCUGCCACAGCUUUAUCGCACCUUGACCCUCAAUUCUUACGGCAAAAUCCGGUAUCGCGAUGAACAGCCAGAAGGAAUCGGAAGCGCCAGUCCUUUCACGAUGGGCCUGAAUGCGAUUAUCACCCGACCAUAUGCGACGCUCGUUCGAUCGGUAACACUCCGGGGAGACUGGAAAGAGAGAGAGCUGGAGGAGCAUUCCGCAGUUGGCCGCGUGCCCGACUCAUCAAUGUUGCUGAACAUCGCCGUGCGGGCGGCAGUGGAUCGCAUGACCAACCUAGAGACCUUCCAUUGGGAACUUAAUACCAAAAUGCUGGACACUGUAUAUAAUGGACUUACACAGCUUCCUCGACUCACGACAUUAACGAUCCGCUUCCCUUCUACCCGCCACCCUCAACCCACAUUCGUGCUUCCGGGCAUGCCACAUUUGCGGUCUCUGAAAAUUACCGAUAUCGAUCCUCUCUGCUACCCUGAUGAUAUAGCCACAAUGCUUCUCAAGAGCAAAAAGCUGCGCGAAUUGAAGCUCCAUUGGUCUCCUCGCAUGCGCAUCGCACAGGAACCCAGCGUCUCCCUGCACGAGUAUUUCCGCAAAUGCAUUGCUGCAAAACAUCCCAUACCCGUCAAGAAGCUUUCCUUCCAGAAUAUGUACGCCUUCCAUACCGAAGAAUUCAAUAUCGCAUUUGAUCCAACCACCGUCGAGGAUGUCACUUUCCUGAGUGGUACGGAUAAUGCAGGCUUCGUCAACACAUUUAUCGAAAAUAGUUGGCCAACGAUGAUGCCCCAUAAAAAGCUCCAGAUCAAAUCCAUUCGUGUGGAUGCGAUUUCCAAGCGCAACUCGGAAUUCUUGGGCAAUUUCAAGGGACUGGAGCGGCUAUACUUCGUGAAUGUGACCGCCGAUUCAAAUGACUACCUCAAUUCUCCUCGCCCGGGGUUCGGGCCUGCCUCAUCCGCACUCACUCCCCCAGUGCAUGAAAUUCCAAAUGGAUUUAUGGGCAAUUCGCCCACCGCAGCUGCAUCGCCGGCCAGUCAGGUGAACCUGGCCACUAGCGUUCGCGAUAGCUAUCUAUCCCACAUUGCCACAAACCACGGCGCCAGUCUACGCCAUCUACUUUUGUGUUCCAAAUGGCCUCUUUCAACAGCCAUGAUUGCAAGACUUGUUCACGCCUGUCCGAACUUGGAACAACUCGCUCUCGCCACAGAAUUUUCAAGUAUGGAAUCAUUGGGUAUGCUGGUACCCUUCCUUCGCAAACUAGUCGCGCUUCGCUUGUUGAUUCCCGCGGGCUCCGCAUCACCACAAGGCGGCCAGAAUGGCACUGCCCCGAGUUCAGCCACAUCUCACACACUCAGUGGUGAUGGUGCCGCCAGAUUCCCAAAGCUUGCCAGAACUCUUACAUUCUCAGACCAGCAAGUACCUAAAAUUGCCCGAGAGAUCUCGCGGGAACUCGAAAAUGCCCGCAGUCUGGCAGAAAUCGUUGAUCUGGACGAUGAAAUUCUCAUGGAGAUGAUGAGCUACGAUAUGGCCGACACAAACGUUUAUAAACAUGUCAAGGUCAUCGGGAUGGGAUGGAAGUCAUUCGAGCUACGCGAUAUCUACAAAGCACCCUUGCCGGUCUAUGAUGAACCCGAGUCCCAAUCACCCGACCCUACCUCCGACCAGCAUGAGGCAACGUCGGAAGAAAGCGGAGUCCCCAAUACCAACGGACAAUCCGGACCUGAUACAACUUCUACCCCUGCCACAAAUAUUCCUCCCUCAACAUUAGGCAAGCGCAAUCGGGAUGAAGACGACGAGAAUGAAAGCAAAAGCCGGGCGUCCGUUUAUCACAACAACACCCGCGAAUCAUCCGAGAUCACUCAUCCCGCCCUCGCAAAGACGGGUUGCUUCCCCCCCCGUCCUAACAAACGAUGGGCAGGUUAUGCGUCGACGCAUGCGACGAGUGGGUUGGGAGGUGUUAAAACACUGGGAGAUUUGGGCGCUGGACGCGCAAGAAAUUUGAUUGAUUCGCCCGAAACGUUUCAUAUUACACAGCGACAUAAUUGGGAGUUUUGUGGGAUAGUCUAG